This is a messenger RNA of Triticum turgidum subsp. durum (durum wheat), 996 nucleotides long. The record is from the annotation of a GenBank genome assembly. Lineage: Eukaryota; Viridiplantae; Streptophyta; Magnoliopsida; Poales; Poaceae.
AUGGCGGCCACGGUGACCAAGAAACUGCAGGAGCCUGGACGGGACGUUGACGGCGAGCUGAGCGAUGUACCCGCCCUCGUACUCGACCCGAGCCCCGGCCCUGGGUCGUUGUACACGGCGCCGACCCGCGAACCGGUGCCAACGGCGAUGCCGCCGCCGGCGGAGUCCUCGUCGAUGAGAAAGCUGGGGAAGCUCUUCAGGCUCACCGAAGUGCACCUAUGGGACGAUUUUUAUGUGAAGACUGAGGAUUGCGAUGCUACAGAGACUAGUGGUUGCACGGGAUCUCAAACAACUGAAAACCACAAUAAAGCAGCCAAAACAAUAGAUGAAGAUCAUUCAUUUGUUGAAGAUAUGGAAUUGGCUAGUCGCAUGGCAGAUCAAACUAGUGAUGACACACAUCUGGAUGAGCAGAGACAUGAAGUUAUUUACAAUAAAGCACUCAGUUUAUCAGACAUUCCUGACAAAGAGUUGAUAUAUAUAAGUGUGAUAGCUACCAUUGAUGAAGCACAAUAUGACAAAAAUAUGCAGAAUGAUAGUUCAAUGACUGAAGUGUUAGAAAUGAACCAAGAAGGUACUACCACCAAAAAUAAAAAGAGAAUUAGUUUUCCUUGGCGAGGGUGGCGUUCAAUAUGCAGCUUUUUGCUAUACCUACCCUUCUUGUAUUGGAAUCAGCGGUACUCGCUUUUCUCCCUUUUUGAUAGUGGUAUAAAGAUGGAUGAAGAGGGGUGGUUUUCAGUGACGCCAGAGCUCAUCGCAAAGCAUCAUGCAUCUCGUGUUGGUGCGGGCAUAUUGAUUGACUGUUUCGCAGGAGUUGGUGGUAAUACCAUCCAGUUUGCUACAAAGUGUAAGCAUGUUGUUGCUGUUGACAUUGACCCACAGAAGAUUGGUUAUGCACAGCAUAAUGCAACUAUUUACGGAGUAAAUGAUCACAUAGACUUCAUCGUAGGAGAUUUUAUUAAUAUAGCACCUCAUCUGAAGGUAUGCCUUAUGCCUUGA